Messenger RNA from Danio aesculapii, 7246 nucleotides. RefSeq names its product Rap guanine nucleotide exchange factor 2b (gene rapgef2b). The coding region runs from base 532 to 5391 and encodes 1619 amino acids. Gene Ontology annotation, molecular function: protein binding; guanyl-nucleotide exchange factor activity. The record is from RefSeq and is a predicted model, not a curated record. The transcript has 31 exons. Gene Ontology annotation, biological process: positive regulation of ERK1 and ERK2 cascade; small GTPase-mediated signal transduction. Lineage: Eukaryota; Metazoa; Chordata; Actinopteri; Cypriniformes; Danionidae.
GCCCAUGAACCUCUUGAGGCGCUCGGUCGGUCACCAUGGUGGUGGCGGCGGCUUUUACAACAGCAAGCCCAGACAGCAGACCAUCCGUCGCUUCUAGACACUAAAACACUCCGUUUAAAUGCUGCUUUUCACUCUCCGCUGCUUUGGAAAUCACUUAAAAUGGACACUCGCCAAAGCGCGUGCAAUGGACAUUGUUUUAGGAUGGAAACUGAAGAUGGAAUAGCGAACAGGGGACAAACGGAAUGCUGAAAAACGCACUCGUCUGCGUAAAACACAGCUAAAACUCACAGCUAAAAAUCUCCUGUCAGAGUCCAGUUGGAGAAGCUCCAGCGGCUGGAAGAGGAAAAGCAGCCGGACUGGUGCCUGUGGGAUUGGGUCGAGGGACAGUAAGAAAGCUCCUGGCUCGGGCUGUGGCCUGGGGACAAGACAGGCUCUCUCCUCUGCAGCUUCCGAGAAAUAAAAACUGGGUUUGUGCCCCCUUCAUAAACAAACCACUUGAGUGAGAGGUCGGCUGUGGAUUAUCCCGGAGCCAUGGCGUCCUAUGUGGAUAACAGUUUUCGGCAGGCGGUGAUGGUGAAUCCGUCAGACAGGACGCAACAGGACCUGGAGAUCGUUUAUUCAUACCUGCAUGGAAUGGAGGCUCUGUCCAACCUCCGCGAACACCAGCUGAGGAUAAUGUGUGAAACGGUCCGCUACGAAAGACACGAAGCCAACGAAGUGCUUUAUUAUCCAGAUGACAUUGGCACAUGUUGGUACAUUCUGCUUUCCGGAUCGGUCUUCAUCAAAGAGUCCAUGUUCUUGCCUCGCUCCAGUUUUGGGAAGAGGUCUGCCGGGAGUCUGCGUCGUGGAUGCGAGUGCAUCGUUCUGGAGCCGUCCGAGAUGAUUGUGGUGGACUAUAUGGAUGAGAAUGAGGAGUAUUUCCAGCGGCAGGCAUCGCACCGACAGUCACGCCGACGCUUUCGCAAGAUCAACCAGAAGGGCGAGCGCCAGACCAUCAUCGACACCGUAGAACCCUAUCCUGCCGGCAAGCCCCCCGUGGCGCGGGGAUACCAUACGGAAUGUGUUAAAGCCCAGCUGCCGGCAGACUUCAGCAGGUUACACCUGGCAGACGGGAUUCACCCUCAGGUGACACACGUAUCCUCCAGUCAUUCAGGAUGUAGCAUCACCAGUGACUCUGGAAGCAGCAGCCUGUCGGACAUUUACCAGAUGCUUUUAUCCAAAUCAUCUUACAGUGCUUUCAAGGCCACCGAGAGUGAGCCGGGCGACAUGGACCUCAGCGGUCUGCCUGAGACGGCCGUCGACUCUGAGGAGGACGAUGAUGAGGAAGACAUCGAGCGCGCCUCAGAUCCCCUCAUGAGCCGAGACAUCGUCAGAGACUGCCUGGAGAAAGACCCCAUGGACCGAACGGAUGAUGACAUAGAGCAACUGUUGGAGUUCAUGCACCAGCUACCAGCCUUUGCCAACAUGACCAUGUCUGUCAGGAGGGAGCUUUGUGCUGUCAUGGUGUUCGCUGUGGUGGAACGAGCCGGCACCGUCGUCCUUAAUGAUGGCGAAGAGCUGGACUCGUGGUCUGUGAUUCUGAAUGGAUCGGUGGAGGUGACGCAUCCAGACAGCCGUAAUGAAAUCCUCUGCAUGGGCAACAGCUUCGGCGUUUCUCCCACCAUGGAGAAAGAGUACAUGAAGGGGGUGAUGAAGACCAAGGUGGACGACUGCCAGUUUGUGUGCAUCGCUCAGCAGGAUUACUGCUGCAUCCUCAACCAGGUGGAGAAGAACAUGCAGAAGGUUGAGGAGGAAGGAGAGAUCGUGAUGGUGAAGGAGCACAGAGAGCUGGAUCGCACAGGCACCAGGAAAGGACACAUCGUCAUCAAGGGCACAUCAGAGCGUCUCACCAUGCACCUUGUAGAAGAGCACUCAGUGGUGGACCCGACUUACAUCGAGGACUUCCUGCUCACCUACCGCACCUUCCUGCCGAGCCCCAUGGUGGUGGGCAAGAGACUGUUGGAGUGGUUUCAUGACCCCAGCCUCAGGGACAAGGUUACACGGGUAGUCUUGCUGUGGGUGAACAAUCACUUUAAUGACUUCGAGGGCGACACUGCAAUGACACAUUUUCUGGAGGAGUUCGAGUACAAUCUGGAGAGAGAGAAAAUGUGUGGCCACCUAAGACUGUUAAACAUAGCAUGUGCUGCCAAAGCUAAGCUGCGUGUGGUGACCCUGACCAAACCCUCGAGGGAAGCCCCGCUGGCCUUCACCCUGCUGGGCGGCUCCGAGAAGGGCUUUCGCAUCUUCAUCGACAGCGUGGAGCCCGGCAGUAAAGCUGCAGAGGCUGGCCUUAAAAGAGGAGAUCAGAUACUGGAGGUAAAUGGGCAAAACUUUGAAAAUGUGCCGCUAUCCAAAGCCAACGAGAUUCUCAAAAACAACACGCACCUGUCCAUUACUGUGAAAACCAAUCUCUUGGUGUUUAAGGAGCUGCUGGCCAGGCCUGACCAGGAUCAGGAGCAAGAACAAGAGGAGGAGCCCGACCGGAAAAACGGGGCUCCGCACAUCCCUAAAAUCGGGGACAUUAAGAAAGCCAGCCGCUACUCCAUCCCUGACCUGGCUGUGGACGUGGAGCAGGUCAUGGAUCUGGAGAAAGCCAGUAAGAAAGCCAAGGCUAACAGCGCAGGAGGAAGAAACAAGCUGAAGAAGAUCUUCGACAAGACACUGACCAGUAUUCUUCCACCCAAACCUUACAAUGACGUUGGGGUGGGACAGUCCCAGGAUGACAGUAUUGUGGGCCUGAAGCAGUCAAAGCAGAUCCCUCCUGCUCUCCCUGUCAGUGGAAACCUUUCAUCAAGCAACCCUGACCUGCUGCAGUCACACCACCGCAUACUCGACUUCAACAACCAGCCUGACAUGUCAGACCAGGUAUUGCGAGUGUUCAAGGCGGACCAGCAAAGUCGGUACAUCAUGAUUGGGAAGGACACCACGGCAAAAGAAGUGGUGGCUCAGGCCAUCCGAGAGUUUGCCCUGACCGCCGCUGCUGAAGCCUAUUCGUUGUGUGAGGUGUCGGUCACUCCUGAAGGUGUCAUCAAGCAGAGGAGACUCCCUGAACAACUCUCCAAACUGGCUGACAGAAUCCAGCUAAGUGGAAGGUACUACCUGAAAAGCAACAUGGAGACAGAGACACUGUGCUCAGAUGAAGAUGCGCAGGAGUUACUACGGGAGAGCCAAAUCAGCCUGCUGCAGCUCAGCACAGUGGAAGUGGCAACCCAACUCUCCAUGCGCGCCUUUGAGCUGUUCUGUGCCAUCGAGCCCACCGAGUACAUCGAUGACCUGUUUAAACUGAAAACUCGCCUCACCGGACCCCCCAGCCUCAAGCUUUUUGAGGAGGCCAUCAAUAGGGAGACAUUCUGGGUGGCCACGGAGGUGGUGCGAGAGGCCAACCAGCUCAAACGCAUGAAGAUAGUCAAGCACUUCAUCAAGAUUGCGCUGCACUGCCGCGAAUGCAAGAACUUCAACUCCAUGUUUGCCAUCAUCAGUGGUCUGAACUUGGCACCAGUGUCCAGGCUAAGGGGCACAUGGGAGAAGCUGCCCAGCAAAUACGAGAAGCUGUUCAGCGACCUUCAAGACCUCUUCGAUCCCUCCAGGAAUAUGGCCAAGUAUCGGAACCUUCUAAACAGCCAGAACCUGCAGCCCCCCAUCAUCCCACUCUUCCCCGUCAUCAAGAAGGAUCUCACUUUCCUGCAUGAAGGGAAUGAUUCCAAAGUGGACGGUUUGGUGAACUUUGAGAAACUGCGGAUGAUCGCUAAAGAGAUCCGACACGUGGGCAGAAUGGCAGCUGUAAACAUGGACCCUGCGCUGAUGUUCAGAACCAGGAAGAAGAAAUGGAGGAGUUUAGGGUCACUCAGCCAGGGCAGUGCCAAUGCGGCCGUCCUGGAUGUGACCCAGACGGGUGGGCACAAGAAGCGGGUCAGGCGGAGUUCCUUCCUUAAUGCCAAGAAGCUGUACGAGGACGCACAGAUGGCACGCAAAGUCAAACAAUACCUGUCCAACCUCACCCUGGAGACCAACGAGGAGAGCCUGCAGACGCUCUCAAUGCAGUGUGAGCCCUCAAUCAACACAUUGCCGAAGAGUUCCGGGGACAGAAAGAGACCUGACACGUCACCCGUAGUCUCACGGGCCGCGACCCACCAGCGCCAGCAGCUUCAAAAAGCCAACCAGGCGCUUCAAGUGCCUGCCGUAGCCCUCUACCCAUCCCGAAAAAAAGUGCCAGUCAAAGACUUACCGCCAUUUGGCACGAGCUCACCCCAGUCUCUGAAGAAGAUCCUGUCUCUUUCAGAGGAGGCAGGAGACAGACACAGAAAGCAGGCCGAGGACAGCGUGUCCAACAACUCCUCACAGCUCUCGUCUCCUCCAACAUCUCCUCACAGCUCACCCAAAAAAGGUUAUGGACGAGCUGGUGAUUACCUGUCAGACUCUGGCCACAGUGAGAUCUCCUCCCGCUCCAGUCUGGUGAGCACCUCUUCCCUGGACAUGGGGCAGGACGAGCGCCGGCAGCGUUAUGGAGGAACGGCUGGAGAGGGACAUGGCAGUGGCCACCGGCUCGAGCGCAGGGCUACUGCUGACCCUGACCAGUACAGCUUGGGGUCUUACUCCUCCAUGCAGGACUGUCGGGGUCUGUACGCGGGCGCCACCGUCCUGUCCUCACCCAGCUCAGAGGAGCUCACCCAGGACCAGGGUGACCGGGUGUCCCUUGACGCUGCAGAUUCUGGUCGUGGCAGCUGGACUUCGUGCUCCAGCGGCUCUCAUGAUAACAUCCAGACCAUGCAGCAGGGUCGCAGCUGGGAGGCGCUGGCGGAGGGCGCAGGCUUGUGGGGCAGCAGAGGGAGCUGGGCAUCCGCAUGCUCCUCUUCUUCUUCGGUGGCGUGUUGGGGCGAGGACUCUGAGGGUGACACUGGCACCAUUAAGCGGAGAGGAGGGAGAGAUGUGAACACAGAUCCAGAGACCAGCAGCAUCACCUCCACCGGGUCAGAAGAGUCCAGACAGCACAGUCGACGGCCCUCGCCCAUCACCGCAGGAAACACCAAGGCUUCGAUCACACGGAAGGACGGGCGCUAUCGGGACCCUCCGCCAACGCCGCCGGGCUACACCGCGCUGACCAUCACAGACGUGACCGAGGGAACGCCGCAUUCGGGCAGGAAACCACCAGACUACACCACCGCCCUGCAGCGCUCGCGCCUCGUCACACACUCCCUCGACUCCCAGCAGCCCCCAGCCGCAGGGAAACCGGACCCCCGGGGCCGAGAGGAGGACGAGGCAGUGGAGGUGGAGGAGGAGGGUGAGUGCUUGUCUCCCAAACUCAGAGCUCAGAGGAGGAGAGGUCCACACACAGCAGUUCCCCCCAGGCCAUGAGUUACAUACACCACCCCGACAGGAAGAGGAUGAACAAGUGUCUGCUGUCUGAAAGAGGACGACACUGGCUUUACUGCGUUGACUGAUGGCCACAGACAGACAUCUCUUCAGCACUGCCUCUCUCCAUCCUCACUCUCCCUGCCCUGCCUUAAUGCAGCAUGGGCUUCAGUGCCCUGCAUGCUCAAAAAUACUGUGAAGAACUGAGGAGAGCUUAGAAAAUAACUUAUUCGGCACUUUUGGAGAACGCAAAUAUGAACUGAAACCCGAAACACAGCGCUUCGACAUUCACACACACACACAAACUGCUGUCAGUGGUUCUCCAUUCAGACGAUUCCCUCUUUCCUUCUGCGUACAAGGUCACACGGACGUGUUUAGUAGUUCCCUUCAGCACUUUUUAACUGUUUUUAAGGUGUAAACCGAUUACAUUUCAGUUGUUAUGAUGAAGGACGAUUCGUCUUAUUCAUAUGUCAGUGUGGUUCAGUAUUAAAAACUGGCACGGCUUGAGGACUAUUGGAGAUAACACGUAGCACACUGAUUUCAAGCGGGACAGAAAGACAAAAUGAAGCCUUAGUGUGUUUGAGAGCCAAAAGAAAGCACGAGUGAAUCAUGACAAACGCGAUAUUGGGAAUAAAAGCUGAAUAAAUGAACAUCUGUUGGGUAAUCCACAAGCGAAUCAGCGGUUCUUCUAACAGAUGCGAUUGUUAAGGCACAACAUCAACUACAACAGCGCCCCUGGUGGUCAAAGCAGGAAACUCAGGCAACAAAAAAAAAGAAAAUAAAUAGAGUCGUCCUACUCGGGUGCUACUUUCUUCCUCUCUGUACAAGUGAUAGCAUUAUGGAGGUGUGUUUGUGUGCUUCUUUUUGUUUGUGAGGGCUCAAGUCGUGCAUGUUUCUCCUGGAUUGGGCCACCGCUGCACAAACAGCUUCCACAAUCACUCACAGGAACUCGACCGAUGAGCAAAACUCACCUUUAUUCUUUCAUUUUAAUCCCUGAGUUAAGCUGAUCACAUUGAUCAGUAGUUAGAAAUGACUUAAAAAGAAGAAGAAGAAAAAAGAAGAAGUUUGCAGUGUUUUCCACUGUACUCUAACAUCACUACUUCAUUUUUUUUUCUCUAGUUGCCUGUUUGUUUGUAGAUUUUUGGCUCUCACACAUUUUCUUUUGGUUUUGUAAAGGUUGCGGAUAUGGUUGUUAGCAACAACAUUUGUAACAGUAAAUAUAUCGACCAUCUGCUUCCAUUUGUUUGGUUUUCUAUUGACGUUUUGGCAAGCCAAGAUGAGUCGCUUGUUUCGCAAAAUAAGUUGCACAAAUUGUACAAGCAUAAAUACAACAAGGUAAAUAGUAGUAGGUAGCUGUUCUGCUACUCUGUUCGAUAUGUGAUGUCAAGUGAGACGUGUACAUUUAGCUGGUGAAGAUUCUCUCUUUUUUGUUUUCGGACUACUUUUACCUGUACGUCUUUUACAAAGACAAUUGGUGGAGUACGUAUGUGUUCUUUUGUUUUGUCUUUUCUUUUUGUUUUGUAUUUUUAAUACAAUAAUUGUAAAUAUUGGUUAUAUUUUUGUUGAAUUGUAGAAAUGUAUGAUGUUUAUGCCUCAACAUCCAGUUUAUAUGAAGCUGGGAAUCAAUAAAUUCGACAAAUGAAUCAACUUAUAGUUUUUAAAUGCACUUAUUAUUAUUAUUAUUAUUAUUGUUAUUAUUCAUUGUGCAUUAAGGUUUUCUUUUGGUUUUGUUUUACAUGACCUCUGGCACCAUCUAGUGUUUGCACAAGAUAAGACAUGGAAGUAACUUGAAAUGUGUAUCUCAAACUUUUCUAACUGACAAAUGUAUGUUGGGGUUAAUAAAAGACAUCCAUAUCUA